This is a messenger RNA of Olea europaea var. sylvestris, 2363 nucleotides long. RefSeq names its product OTU domain-containing protein 5. Lineage: Eukaryota; Viridiplantae; Streptophyta; Magnoliopsida; Lamiales; Oleaceae. Gene Ontology annotation, molecular function: cysteine-type deubiquitinase activity; K63-linked deubiquitinase activity. Bases 520 to 2145 code for a protein of 541 amino acids. Gene Ontology annotation, biological process: protein deubiquitination. The record is from RefSeq and is a predicted model, not a curated record. The transcript has 9 exons.
CAUUUUUCUCCCUCAACAAAGCUACGCACACUCACUACCUUCUCUCUCUGCCUAUACAUACACACUAUAUGUACACAUUCACUCUCCCAUUUCUUCGUCUCCAAGUUCGCUCCGCUCCAUAUAAACCCUAGACAGCCCAACACUCCCUGUUCCGCUACAUCGUCAACUCGGAUUUUUUGCUUGACGCUGGUGAAAUUUCGUAAUCAAGGGGCUCUAAUUCUGGUAAAUUUGAGUAAUUUUUAACAAGAGGAUUUUUAUUGUUUAAGAAUAGAAGUUUAGGCGGUCAAGAUCUCAUGAGAAUUGUUAGGGGAAUGCAGAAAUUGAUUUGCGAGGAUCAGAGCUUAGUGGGCUGGAAAAACAAAUCAUUCAGCCAAGGAAUUGGUGUGACUGCUCCUAAGGUCAGAACCCGCGGUAAAUUGAAACCUACAGUUUUGUACCUGUAAUCUUGGACGAGAGAGAGAGAGAGAUAUAAUUAAGGUAACUGCACAUUGGUAUUGAAUUUGAAGGAGAGUGGGAAUAAUGACUCGAAUUUUAGUCCAACGUGGUUCUACUGGGUCAUCAUCAUCAUCAUCAUCAUCAUCAAAUCAAAACAGGUCAUCGUCUGUAGUGGUACCCAAUCCUUCGUCUUCAGUAACUUCGCCACUGCCACAGGUUACUAGUAAUGCACAGGUUGUUCCAUCAAUCAGAGAUGAUAAUUUGGGGGAAGCUCAAGAACAAAAUGUCGUGGAUGAGUCAUUAGAGAAUCCUGGUUUUUUAAAUAGCAAAAGUAAGGAAGCAAGAAGUGAGGAUCUUUCACCAGAAAAGUUAAACAAUGAUCAGAAUGACAAUAGCGAAAAAGAUGUGAGCAGUGAGAAGGUUCAUGGUGACGAUAUUGUGGCUGCUGGAGACUUGGUAAAAGGGUUUGGUGGGUUGUCAGUCGUGGAGGAGGAAAGUGAUGCAACUGUUGGAAGCUCCUUCCAGAUGGUUAAUGUCAGUUCUUAUCCACCACCCCCACCUGUGCCACCACCAAAACCUUCUUCAAUGAACAAAAAGUCUUGGAGAGGUUCAUCGGGUGGUUCAAAUGCUGUACGAAUUGGACCAUCUAGGAGAGCUACAGGAUGGCCUGGUGUAUCAACUAGAUCAUCACCAACAGGGUCUAUGCCAUCUUCUCCACGGUCUCAUUGUGAAAAUGAAGGUUAUAACAGUGCUGAUGAGCAGGGCCCUUGCUAUAGCUCCUCUUAUGAUGAUGCUAGAGAGCACCAGUUUGAGAUCGAUUUAAGACGGGUUAAAGGCUUGGAAGUGAGGAAAAUGUUAGAUGAUGGGAACUGCCUCUUCCGUGCUGUUGCAUAUCAAGUAUAUGGUGACUCUGAACAGUAUGAUUUGGUUAGGCAGAUGUGCAUUGACUACAUGGAGCGAGAAAGAGAUCACUUCUCUCAAUUUAUAACAGAAGGUUUCACUACCUAUUGUAAGAGGAAGAGAAGAGAUAAGGUUUACGGUAACAAUGUUGAGAUCCAAGCUCUAUCUGAAAUGUACAACAGGCCAAUCCACAUAUAUUCUUACAGCACAGAACCCAUUAACACAUUCCAUGGAAGCUAUAAUACAGACUCGCCUCCAAUACGGCUAAGUUACCAUCAUGGAAAUCAUUAUAACUCUCUAGUUGAUCCUCGUCGACUUACCAUUGGUGCUGGACUGGGGUUUAGCUCUCUGCAGGGGACAAAUGUUGAUAAGGAUCAGAUCAAAGCAGCUAUCAGAGCUCAACAAGAUCAACAGAUUGAUAAUGCACUUCUAGCUGAGGGGCGGUUCUACUCGGAUCUUGAGCUAACUGAAAAGGAAAUUGAGCGCAUGGUGAUGGAAGCUUCAAGGGCAGAAUAUCUUGCCGAUGGCUCGUUCAAGCAACAGCUUGGUCAUUCGUCUGCUUCUGGUGCUGAACCAUCUUCUUCUGCAGCCAGGUCAUCGGGCAGUGAUACGAGGGAGGAGGGAGGGUACGAGAGUGGCUUGCCCGGUACAGUUCUGAGUGGCAGCAUGCAGAGUAUGUUGUCUAUGGGGUUCAGCUAUUUGCAAGUGAUCGAGGCUUACAGCAUUUUUGGGGAUGACGUGGAUUCAAUGGUUUGUUAUUUGGUAGAAACGAGCAGUAGCAGCAGACGUAAAGGAAAGGCAACCGAAUGAUGAAAUCUCGAACCCUUAUGAACGUUUCAAAUUUUAUUUGCUUAUUUUUACUAAUAGUUUGUAGAACUCUGGACAUGCCAUCCUAUUCUAUAGGAAUAUUACAAUAAAAUCAGUGUCUGAGUUUACAGGUGCAUGUUGCUUUGUGUAUUGCUAUUUGUGAGUAUCAGUGAUUGGCAUUUGAUGCUCUUCAUAUAUAUAUAAAUAGGAGGUUUCUGUGC